AUGCCUGGAGAUAUUUACAUUCGUCUUCUGAAGUUGACAAUUCUUCCACUUAUUGCCUCAAAUGUUAUAAUCGUCAUCGCUAAACUGGACCCUAAGGAGAAUGGCAAAAUCAGUUUGAUAUCUUUCCUGUAUAUACUACUCUUUAACAUUCUUGGAUCUAGUAUUGGCGCGGCUGCAGCAAUGGCGAUUGGCCCAGGAGUUAUUUUCACAUGUGUGGCAUUUGGACUGGCUGCAAGCGGUGCAAAGGAAAAGGGAGUUCCUUUUCUGGAAUUCUUCGCAUCUGUCGCUGAAGUGGUAUUAAAGCUCAUUCGAGCAUUUCUUCAAAUCACUCCAAUCGGUGUUUGUUUCAUGAUUGCCGGUUCUGUUGUCAAGGUGGAUGAUAUUGUGGGCAGUUUCGCAAAGUUGGGCCUAUUCGUUGCCACCGUAGUAGUGUCAGUUGCGGCACUAAUGGUCCUUGAAUGGCUCUUCUACUUUGUUUGUACUCGAAGAAAUCCCUUCCAACCAAUUAAAUAUCUUAUGAGAGCCUGGUUCAUCGUCUUUGCCACUACCAGCGCAAUCGUAGGAGUGCCCGAGACGAUCGAAGGUUGUGAUGAAAUGGGAAUUCGAAAGGGGACUUCCCGAUUUGUGGCACCACUUGCAGCCACGCUAAAAGCCGACGGUUCAGCCAUCUUUAUCUCAGCCGCUUCUAUCUUCAUUGCACAAAUGGAAGGCAUCGGUGACAACGCCGGAAAAAUUGUCGUCAUUUGGUGA
This is a messenger RNA of Rodentolepis nana, 750 nucleotides long. The record is from the annotation of a GenBank genome assembly. Lineage: Eukaryota; Metazoa; Platyhelminthes; Cestoda; Cyclophyllidea; Hymenolepididae.